GUGGGUUUACUUUAGGCCGGUCACUACAAGUUAUGGCGCCGUAUCUCGCUAUAAUUUAGUAUGUACAAGUACCUAAACUUACGAUUAUUAGUAAUAUUUCAACUUCACCGGUCUAAAUAACCGUCUAAAUAACCUCAUCUUCUUCGUAAUGUCUUCACUUACUCAGCGCGACUCGGAAAUUUUCGAGCAGGUUUCUAAUCCAUCUUAACUUAACCAUGUUCUUCACCUUUGCGUCAACGCCUUCCGGUAGCCGCUCAUCUCGGCGGAAUUCUAGACGGUCUAAAGUAGCACGGGCAUGCAACUAUUGCCGUGUACACCGGGUGCGUUGUGAUGUUGAAUUACCCUGCUCGCGAUGCCUGGCCAAUAAUAUAGAAUGCGUCUCCUCGCCUCCUGGCCAACAAUCCUCGGAGAAUGCUCAAACUUCUCAGGACGAAUCCAUACCCAUCCAGGAGGCGGCCGGCCCAUGCUCGCAGCCUGCUCCGUCUAGUCCCGUCUCAUCAAGGCCUGAUGGAAUGGAUUCGACAGUCGGUUUCAUGUCUAAAAUCAACGCCUUCUGCUCUACUAUCUCCCAGUUGUCGUCUGAUUGCGUAGGUGACUCGCCACCGCCCCCCUAUCCAUCCCCAGAUGGACAAUCGUUACUAAACGAGAGUAACGGGCCCACCACCGUGCUCUCCCGGUCGCAGGUAAAACACUUGCUGGAUAUAUACUGGGCGCGAUGUCAUCCUCUUAAGCCUAUUGUCAAUCGUGCCCAUGUGGAUGCAAUAUUUGAAACUUUAUGGGCGCCUGAUGGUUCCGAGUUGAAAACUCUCCCCGUGGUAGAUGGUAUCAUUGCCCUCUGCUUGAACUACCUUAAUAAUUCAGGUUUAAGUCGUCGCCUACUGAGUCUACGCUUUGAAAAAGGGGGCCCUUCUCUUGCGUACUUCAAGCGUUGCCUGGCCGCCACUAGUCAGUAUGCUGUUUUCGCAGAGCCGUCAUUGGAAUGUUUACAGUGCUAUGUCCUCAUGAUUUUAUAUCUUCUUGACGCAGGUGAACACCAGCCUGCGUAUAAUAUGAUUGGACUAGCCUUGCGCAUUGCGCAGGCACUCGAUCUGCAUCACGGGCUACCGGAUUCCGACCCGAACGCCUAUCUAGCCCGGCGCAUUUGGUGGACCAUCAUUCAUCUUAAUUUCAGGUGUGCGCGGUUGCUGGGGCGUCCGGGUGGAGUACAACUUGCCGAUACGACCUGCCCGUUACCACCUACAGAUGAGUUUACCUACCAUACCCGGGCGAUUGCUCUUACUAGGGCUACUCUAGCUGUGACAGAGGCACUCAGUCGGCAUCCAAAUCUUCCAAACGAGGAUCGUCUCGCGCAAGUCGUGUCACGCGCAUCUGCCCUCUCCACAGAAGUUUACCGGUUGCAUGAGUGGAGAGAUCAACAGCUACGCCCGGCUCUUGGGCGUCCACUUCAUGUAGAUAGUAAAUGGGAUAGCAAGGAGACUUACAGUUGGAUCUCUUCCGUGGCCGAUAUGAGCCCGUCUCGAGCCUUGGGCGAAAUUUUCCUAGAGCUUCAAUACUAUGACGAGAUCAUCGGUUUGCAUCGACCGUUCAUUUGUUUCCCUGCCGGGUUAGUAGUUCCAAAAAGCAAUCCCCAGAGAGAUGCUCAUGCGACAACAUCACUACAACAUGCUAUAGCUACAGUAGACCUCACUCAUCGCAUCAUGUCCACUACCGACGUGCUCUGUGGGCAUGGUGAAAUAUGGCAAUGGCAGUGGAAUGCCCUACUCACAUUGAUCGGUUUUCUUAUGGGAUAUCCGUUUUGCAUAUAUGCACCUGCUGCUCGCCACCAUGUCCAGCUAGCCUUAGAGAUUUUCAGCGCAGCGGACCCAGGGAAUUCGGUGGCCGUUCGGGCAGCAGCCGUGACCCGCUCACUUUGUGCCAAAGUAGACAAUUUGGUGCAUAUAUUGAAAUCGAAAGGCGGGCGGCCAGCAUCCCCCAAUACGGAGAGGGAAUGUAUUAUGAGAUGGAAUAACACAGAGGCUCCACUCGAUCUUUCACGCCCAAGUAGUGACGAAUUGUGGUCAUGGGUAGAUACCACAGACCCUAAUGCGUGGCUGACCUAUACCGAUGGGAUCACAGGAGUCCUAGCCGAUUUUCCGAAUCUUCCGUUUGGCAACGAAGGUUUCUCUCCUCUCCCUUAAAGACAUGAUCCGCGUGCUUUUACUGCAUACCUAAUCCAGUCCCGGCGUUAAAUAUACCAACCAACCGACUAUAUACCACCUAAUCUACCUAUCGCAUAUCCAGUUUUCAUCUCUAUUAUCAAUAGACCAGCCCUUGAACCGGUCUCUGUCGGUCAAAAUCCGACUCGGCUUGACUGAUAACUAUAAAGACUAAACGCCGACCCCUUAAUAUGUCAUCAUAUUCUCAGAAGAGCAUACUACCACUGAAGACUUCAGCUCUAGAGCUCCCUUCAAUCAAUACAGGUACCUAAACCAAUGCCCAUAUAUAUCGAUAUAUUAUAUGGCCGGCUUAUGGCCCACCCGCUGGCAGUAUUUUGAGAAUUAUAAAUGGUAUACUACCCGCUAAAGUUAUACCAUCUACUUUGCGAGCACUGAGGAAAGGGCGAUACGAAUUACCCAUCUUGUAAGGCUUUUAGUAUAUCCAUAUCCGAUACGUUAACAUU
Molecule: messenger RNA, 2659 nt
Organism: Daldinia vernicosa
Lineage: Eukaryota; Fungi; Ascomycota; Sordariomycetes; Xylariales; Hypoxylaceae
Product: fungal-specific transcription factor domain-containing protein
Exons: 1
Coding region: 216-2177 (653 amino acids)
Biological process (GO): DNA-templated transcription; positive regulation of transcription from RNA polymerase II promoter by galactose
Cellular component (GO): nucleus
Molecular function (GO): DNA-binding transcription factor activity, RNA polymerase II-specific; RNA polymerase II cis-regulatory region sequence-specific DNA binding; zinc ion binding
Source: RefSeq, a predicted model, not a curated record